This is a messenger RNA of Podospora anserina S mat+, 1644 nucleotides long. RefSeq lists its product as uncharacterized. Gene Ontology annotation, cellular component: Golgi apparatus; membrane. The coding region runs from base 1 to 1644 and encodes 547 amino acids. Lineage: Eukaryota; Fungi; Ascomycota; Sordariomycetes; Sordariales; Podosporaceae. The transcript is spliced from 2 exons. Gene Ontology annotation, molecular function: zinc ion transmembrane transporter activity. Gene Ontology annotation, biological process: transmembrane transport; intracellular zinc ion homeostasis; zinc ion transport. The record is from RefSeq and is a predicted model, not a curated record.
AUGGCUCCAGGUCCAAAGCCGUCUCUUCAACCUCCAGGGACACCGCCGACGCCGGUUUUUGCGAUUACCGGUCAACACGGCGAGCCCUCUUUUCACUUUGUUUGCGACGAUUUUGAUCUGGAUCAGCAACAACAACAGCCAGGUCGAAAUCAUCCAAACAACGAACCCGAGGCAACCGUCCGAUCAGAGCCGGAAGCCGCGCCCUUUUCGUCCCCGGUACAGCAUUACCUCGCGCCCUCCCCACGAAGCAGUCCUGCCGCCUUCCUCGAUCCCUACUCUCACCACCCGUCGCUACGGCCGCCGACGCCCGAUCAUCUCUUCAACAGCAUGUCGUCCGAUGGGGGCCUUGCCGCCAACGGCGGCGAUGCGCCUGCCAUGAAGAACCCCUUCAACUUCCAAACCCAGAUUAUCUCGUCUGGACCGAUCAAAUCUAACAUCGGCCAACGCCGCGGUCACAGAUACAAACACUCCUCCAUCUCGGCCACUCACCAAAUCUUCCAAGAACCACCCCCUCGACCGCCCCCCGUCCUCCCCGCCUCUCUCCCCAUCCCAACCCUCCGAGAAGCCUGGUCGAGCAUGCAGCGCGAUCAAAAAGCCAGGUUAUGGUGGUGCUCCCUCCACGCCCUCAUCGCCCUCUACGUCUUCCUCUCGGCCGAAGGCUCCCUGGCCAUGACAGCCCUCUCCCACCUAGUCUUCUUCGACGUCGGCUCCGCCGCAGUCUGCGUAGCAGUCGACGUCCUAGGCAACUUUGAAGUAUGGCGCCGCUCCUCGAUCCGGCACCCCUUCGGCCUCCAACGAGCCGAAGUCCUCGCCGGCUUCGCAAUGUCUGUCUUUCUCGUCUUUGGCGGAUUCGACCUGAUCUCGCACUCCAUGAAAGACGUCCUCGAAUCCGUCGGCCACCACGCCCCUCACCACCCCGUCUCAACAACCGAUGACUCCUCCCAACCCGCCGGCGGUGGCCACGGAGGUGGUGGUCACAGUCACGGAGCACGAUACAUCACCCCCGGCACCCUCGACCUCGCCUCCUUCGCAGCCUUUGUUUCAACCCUCAUCUCUGCCUACGGCCUGCGAAACCACGGCCGGAUCCGCCGUGUCAUGCGCGUGCCGCUGCCGUACCUCUCCUCCCUCUUACCCGAAUCCACCAUCCUUUCCAACCCCUUCCACUUUCUCACCCUCUUCUUUUCAGGCAUCAUGCUUGUCCUGCCGCUAGUCUACAUCCCCCACAUCAUCUGGCUCGACCGUCUAAUCUGCGCGACGAUUUCCCUGUCUAUGUUUUUUCUCGGGGCUCGUCUAGCAGUAGGACAAGGGUUUAUGCUCCUCAUGUCGUACAACCACGUCGACAGCAAGAAACAAAAGGGGGACAGCAGCGAAGUCGCCAGCGUGAUCAAGGAGAUUGAGAGCGAGCCGCAGGUUCAGAGGGUGGAGGAGGCGCAGUUUUGGCAGGUGCACUAUGGGCUUGCGAUGGCGAAUCUGAAGGUCAAGGUUAAGGGGGGGGAGAUGAUGGGGGGAGGGCAGGGGCAGGAUGGGGCGGUCAGCCAGUUACGGCAGAGAUUGGGGAGGGUGGUGCAGAAUCGGUUGGGGGAGGGGUAUGGGAGGGGGGGGAGUUUGAGGUGGGAGGUUACUGUGCAGAUGAGUAGUGACUGA